UUCGUCCCUGCUGUUCGAAAAUUGCGUUGCGUAAAAGUACGGUUUCCUGCCUUCCACUUUUCCACUCCUAAAGCUUGCCAGUCAGUCAGCGCCGGCUUUGUUUUAUUACUCAAUCAGCUGGACUGGAGAGUCACUAGCUUGUGACCCUGGCGCCCAAACAAACAAAAUACAAAUCGCUGGCCGCUACAUUCCUUUCGCUAGCUUCGUUGUUUCCUCGCCCUAUACGGGGAAGUGCUAGUUGUUGUUAUCGCUAGUUACCCUUGACAGUUUCCGAGUUCACUGAAGAGGCAAAACCAUGGCUCCCAAUUUUAGCAAAGAGGCCAAGCAUUUGAUCAUUCACACCGGUAAUAUUCUCAACUUGAAUGAGUUGAAGAGAAAAGUUGGCCAAAACCUUUCGGAAGAGAUUGUAGAAAGUAUCAAAAUAACCCUGAAUGGAUGGAGCAGUUCAAACAAUAAUGUUGCUGGCGACUCCAAUGUGGUGAUUGGAGGACAGGAACGACUUUUAAAUGCUGAGGAAGAAAGGAAGGAUCUAAAAAUUAGCCUGAAAAUGUUCCUACCUGUUUGUGCUCCGUCCGAUGACUUGCUGAUUUCGAAGGCCCUUGACACAAUCACUAAAGAAUUGGACACGCCUCACGUUGAGACCCUGGUGUUAAGCCAAGCUCGACGCCAAGAUGAAGGCGUCGAAGGUGAGCAGCAGUUGACUCAGUUGGAGCCAUUCUGGAGACAGAUUGAAUCAGAAAUUGAGAGUGGCCGUAUUCUUAGUGCUGGUGUCAGUGACAUCGACACAGAGUCAUUUGUUGCUCUUCACACCAAUGCAAAGGUCAAGCCAGGCAUUGUACAAAUAAACUUGGCGACUUGCUGUGUUGUUCCACCUGCGCUCCAGAGCUUUGCUAAGGAAAACAAUGUACAGCUGUUGACUCACAAUGAUCCUAUAGAUUUGUUGCCAGAGGAAGCUGUGACUGAGAUUUUUGGCGAUGGAUGGAGUUUGGGUUGGGUGCUGAGGUCUCAAGUGCACGUCAAGUGCCGCGGUGUGCUGGCCAGCAAGGGAUUCAUCGUUUACCUCAAGAAAUACUAGAUUAACAGUUUAGUCGUUCCAAUUUAUUUUUUUAACAAUUUAUUAUGUUCAAGAGUAAAAUAAUUUCAAGCUAUUUUAAACUGUAUUUGUUUUAGAUUGCCUUGUAUUUUGGGAACAAGAAGUUACUCUGAUUUUAUUGUUUGAAGACAAACUGUUUAAGCUUUUUGUGUUAAAUUUACCACAGUUUAAUUACUUCGUUAAUAUAAACAAUUAUUCAGCAACAUUUAAGUGAGUAACUUAUUUAACGCAAUAAUAAACCUUGUAUUUUAGUUGUCUUGGAAAAAA
Cloeon dipterum is the source of this 1360-nucleotide messenger RNA. It is a transcript of the gene Gclm, whose product is annotated as Glutamate-cysteine ligase modifier subunit. Bases 296 to 1075 code for a protein of 259 amino acids. The transcript is spliced from 6 exons. The record is from RefSeq and is a predicted model, not a curated record. NCBI's taxonomy places the organism in Eukaryota, Metazoa, Arthropoda, Insecta, Ephemeroptera, Baetidae. Gene Ontology annotation, cellular component: glutamate-cysteine ligase complex. Gene Ontology annotation, molecular function: enzyme regulator activity; glutamate-cysteine ligase catalytic subunit binding. Gene Ontology annotation, biological process: glutathione biosynthetic process.